CUAUAUCGUAUAUAUACCGGAGGAGUCACGUGACCAGAUCGUCACUAAGGACGCAUAUAGGAUUGAGCAUUACGUGGAGUGGACAUGAGGACGUAAAUAUAUAUACACAACAGUAUUGGGAUUUAUAAUGGUCGUCCACAAGGGAUCCACGGCCCUGGCCCCGGUACUGGAGGGGAGGGACAGGACCAGCUCCACCCUGUCUGGACAGAAAAGGGUCUCCGUGAAGCUCACUCCAGAAAAGGGACCGAUUCCAACAACGUUGAAACACCCGUGGAAGGACCGGAAGGUACUUAGUGAAGAUUAUGACGGACCUAUCAGUGGCCGUGAGGGAUGGUGGCGUACAUACAUCCGGGAAACACCCCUUCCCGGUUCGUACGAGACCGAGGACUUUUUGGUAGACUUGGAUAAGCGUCCCCACACCUACAGAUUUAAGUCGGACGGUCGGAAAGUGGACCCCCACCCCCAUGGGAAGGGCGCCGUGCUUCUACCUGGUGCAUACGAGAUACAACCCUUCACUAAAAGGCUGGAACAAUUGCCAGCGACUUACAAUUUUAAGUCAAUAGACAGAGGACAGCGGGGCUUUAAUUUCGGACGGAAAGACAAGGACAUCAACGUUAGUCCGAACGCCUAUGACAUGGAUAAGUACCUAACCUUAGCUGUUGAUAAACAGCCCUCAAAACAUUCGAUGUUCAAAUCACAAUCGAGGCGAUUCCCAACGAUGCCUUUUAAACCCAGAACAGGUCCCGGGCCGGGUAACUAUGAAUAUGCUCCAGAACUGCCCCUCCACCCAGUGUCAUCGAGCUUUAAGUCAAAAACUCCACGAUUCUCAAGUUCACACACGAUUUCACCAGGAAGUGCUGUAUAUAGAGUACCAGGGCCUGGAUCAUACGCCAAGACACAUCAGUUCCCAAUGAACAAGAACAUUUCAAAUAUGGGAAGACAACACGGCCUUUUCUUCACCAGUGCCUUCCAAGCCUAAACACAGAGUCAAGAUCAUUCGUGUUCACGUUCCGUGAUUCAAGAACAAUAUAUAUAUAUUUAAAAUGUGGGCAUAAAAGUGCCAGACUCGAAUGUGGAAAGUUUCAUCGCUUUAAUGACACGUUAAGAAAAUGUCUAAGUCAAUAAUAUUGUAAAAUUGUAAUUAAACUGUUAUGAAAGUAAAUAUGUCCUGCGAUUCACAGUGAUACUUUCAGAUUAUUAUUUAUUAAACAAAAAAUGCUCUUAUUUUUCAUAUAUAUAUAAAUAUAUAUAUAUAUUUUCUUCAAAAAUUCAAAUCUAAACAAUUGUCUUAACGUUUCAUCAAAUUAACGAGAUGGACACAUGCAAGUUUUGGUCAUUUCGAACCUCAGCGUUUUGCCCAUAGGUUUAUCACUACAGCUGUUUCUCUAUGCGGUCAAAUCGUGCAGACCGGGAACAAAACGCUGAGUCGUACUUUCUGAUGUCGACAUUGGACGGUAUUAUCCAGAAGGAACAUUAACCGACCUUUAAGACUCAUUAAGUUGUUUACACAUUAUUUGUUUUACAACUCAUGCUUAUUCGUUUCCAUAUGCGGUAGCUAUACACUAAAAAAACAUGCGUGAUAUAAAUCACGUGGACAAACAGAGUUGUUAGGGGCUUUGAGUGACAAUGGGAUAGCCACUCUUGUCAUAGAGACAAACGUUAUUUUAUGAGCACAGUUAUAUGUUAUCAAUCCGGGAUACAGUUAGAUUUAUUGCGAUGGAGUAUGACAAAAAGGGCACAUUGAGCCAGCACUAUUUAUUCUACAAUUGACGACAAUCUAGUCCUAUUUAUUUUGCACGUUUCUGGUAUUACUGGUAGUUGGGUAGCCUUUUAUCACGUGUAUAGUUGAUAGUCUAGCUUAAAAACAAUUGCAAUCACAUAGGCUUGAGAAUACACACACUCACACAUAUAAAUAUAUUCAAAAGCUGGACCAAUGAUAACAGAAACAUUUUUUUCUUAAAUUUGGCACGACUCCUUCGAUACCCAUGAUAAAGACAAUGCACCCCUAUUUCUGAUACUAUUCGAUCUCCAUAUUUAUAGCAAUUUAAUUUAGUUUUCUCCUUUUAUAUAAAAUGCGAAAAUAUUAUUCUCAAAACCAUGUGGUUAGAACGCAAUCAAUGUAAUUUCACAAUCCGCUUAUUACUGCAUAGGUGAAAAAAAUAUUUUAGAAAUACAUUUAUCGAUCGAUCAAGUCAUUACGAAACUAUAUUAUCAGUUAAACUCUGUUGAAAAUGGUCAUAAAUGUUUUUGGAUCAUGAUUUCAGAUAUGAAGAAAGCAUGUGGUCCGUGCGCGGUUUAUAUUUGUUACUUAUCAGUAUUAAGUUAUUCUCGAGCAAUUCUAUUUAUAUCAUUAACUGAUCGGUUUCAGGUUGUAUAUAUAUGUAUAUUUGUAGACUAUUAUGUCUUUGUUUUUGUGUGCUCAAGUUUGACUACAUAAAGGUCAUGUGUUUUUUUUAUCAGAUUAAAGUAUAUUUUAUAUCAUC
Mizuhopecten yessoensis (Yesso scallop) is the source of this 2483-nucleotide messenger RNA. RefSeq lists its product as uncharacterized. Gene Ontology annotation, molecular function: chromatin binding; histone binding. The record is from RefSeq and is a predicted model, not a curated record. Gene Ontology annotation, biological process: epigenetic programing of male pronucleus. Lineage: Eukaryota; Metazoa; Mollusca; Bivalvia; Pectinida; Pectinidae. Bases 128 to 979 code for a protein of 283 amino acids. The transcript has 9 exons. Gene Ontology annotation, cellular component: male pronucleus; female pronucleus; germinal vesicle.